This is a messenger RNA of Portunus trituberculatus (swimming crab), 1227 nucleotides long. RefSeq names its product pancreatic triacylglycerol lipase-like. The transcript is spliced from 9 exons. Gene Ontology annotation, biological process: lipid metabolic process. The annotation marks the transcript as partial. The record is from RefSeq and is a predicted model, not a curated record. Gene Ontology annotation, molecular function: carboxylic ester hydrolase activity; lipase activity. NCBI's taxonomy places the organism in Eukaryota, Metazoa, Arthropoda, Malacostraca, Decapoda, Portunidae.
AUGAGCUCCCUGGCACUCACCACCACGCUGCACAGCCUCCUCACACUGGUGCCAAGACUCCUGAUGCCUUCUGAGCUGCUGGCUGAGCGUAGAUUAAGUGAGGAGGUGGCGGGAGCACAGCGCCUACCUACUGCUCUUCAAGAUUCCAACUUAACGAACUCACUCACAACACGCUGUUACGGGGUCUACGGGUGCUUCAGUCUUGGCCCUCCGUUCUUCUCUAUGGCGCGCCCGAUCAACGCCUUCCCGCUGCAGCCACACGAGUUAGAGCCAACCCUUUGCCUCUACACCAGGGACACUCCGGCACACUGUCAGAGACUUCCAAUCUUCAACGUUCGAGCCGUGAGGAAGACAAGCUUUCGACCUGAUGCAGAAGUAAAGAUUUUGACACACGGGUACCUGGAACACGGCGAGAAACGGUGGCUCAAGAAAAUGACGGAGGAGUACCUGGCGUGGGGUGACGUGAACGUGGUGGUGGUGGGGUGGGUGACUGCCUCGGGGCCGCCCUACACCCAGGCAGUGGCCAACGUGCGUCUUCUUGGGGCAAUGCUGGGGCGCUUCCUCCUAAACCUGCAGGAUGAGAUAGGGGUCUCUGCCUCCCGGGUACACUUCGUGGGCCACAGCCUCGGGGCCCACAUGGCAGGGUACAUGGGCCAGUACAUGCAGACCCAUGGUGCAACACUCGGACACAUCACAGGAACUUCACCAGGACUGGACCCCGCCGAGCCUUACUUCGAGGGAACUGACCCCGUGGUACGACUAGACCCAUCUGACGCUACCCUGGUCACCGUCAUUCACACCGACGCUGGACCGAUUCUGACGGGAGGUCUGGGUAUGCUGCAGCCUUCAGGACAUUACGACUUCUAUCCCAACGGCGGGAUUACCAUGCCGGGCUGCGGGGCUCACCUGGGGGAGUCGCUGGUUAAGGAGCAGGGCAACAUUCCUUACGACCCCUAUUCUGAAACGCUCUGCUCCCUCACCACAGAGAAAAUUGACCAUGUUUUCAAGAGAAUUCGCCGCUUCAUAGGAUGCAAUCACAUUCGAUCCUACGAGUACUUCACGGAGUCCAUCAACGCGGUGUGCCCUUUCCUGGGGAUAGAGUGCCCCUCCUGGGAGAGUUACCAGCUGGGGGCGUGCUGGUCCUGCGGGGGUCCGGCGAGGCAGAGGGGCAGUGGUGGUGGCGGGAGAAGUUGCGCAAGAAUGGGAGCACACGCAGCAACUCCCUAC